Molecule: messenger RNA, 462 nt
Organism: Colletotrichum tamarilloi
Lineage: Eukaryota; Fungi; Ascomycota; Sordariomycetes; Glomerellales; Glomerellaceae
Exons: 3
Coding region: 1-462 (153 amino acids)
Source: RefSeq, a predicted model, not a curated record
AUGUCUAGGCUCGAGGCCCAGUGCGUAGAGCACAUCACCAUCUACCACAAACGCAUUACCAAAAGCCGCGGAAUCCGCAACGACGAGGACACUACCACUGGGCCACGACUCCGGCAACGACGUGAUCUUCCUAUAUUCAAGACCAGUCCCGAAAGCAGCAGCUCGGCCCGAACUGCACCAACGUCCCCGACUACAGCCGCACGACAGAAAGCGAUCCUCACGACAACCGCCCAAAAAGCACAGAGCGAAACGAAAACCACUCCCAAUAGUACCGACUGGAAGGCUUACGCGUCUACGCUGCGUUACUGGUCCUGCUCGGCACAGGACGACGGUGGCUCCAUCAAACACGAGGAGAUAUCUUUCUGUCCGGAGUUCCAAGGCUUGAGUCAGGACGACAUACGCAAGAAGUUGCUAGAGAAAAUUCAUAGGGCAGCGAGAAGGAACGUUCGCGACGAAAGCUGA